AUGGCUGUUGUGGAUGCCAAUAUGCGAUUUACAUUGGUAGAUAUUGGAACUCCAAGGAGGAACAGUGACAGUGGUGUUUUUCGCAGAAGUAUUAUUGGGAUGGGCUUGGAGAAUCAAUUCAUGAAAGUUACAAGAGCAUGUCCUCUUGAUAAGGACAGAAAUUUGAUACUCCCCUAUGUAGUAGUUGGAGAUGAAGCAUUUGCUCUCACCAAUUAUAUGAUGAGACCCUAUCCUCGAAGUGGAAUACUAAAUAGAAGGAAGAAGAUUUUCAACUACCGGUUAAGUAGGGCCAGACGUAUAGUAGAAUUAGCUUUUGGUGCUCUGAGAGGUCGUUAA
Sitophilus oryzae (rice weevil) is the source of this 336-nucleotide messenger RNA. RefSeq lists its product as uncharacterized. The record is from RefSeq and is a predicted model, not a curated record. Bases 1 to 336 code for a protein of 111 amino acids. NCBI's taxonomy places the organism in Eukaryota, Metazoa, Arthropoda, Insecta, Coleoptera, Curculionidae. The transcript has a single exon.